AUGUCGUGUGAUUCUUCCCUCUGUAUCUUCUUGUCUUCAAUGUCCCGUUCUUCCCUCUGUAUCUCUUGUCUUCAAUGUCCCAGCUUCCUCUGUGUCUCCUUCCAAUGUAUCUUGUUCUUCCUUCUUUCAAUGUCCUUCUUCCCUCUGUGUCUCUUGUCUUCAAUGUCGUUGAUUUUCCCCCACUGUAUCUCUUUUUUCCAAUGUCUCAAUGUCCUUUCUUCCCUCUAUCUCUUGUCUUCCAAUGUCGUUUCUUCCCUCUGUAUCUCUUGUGUCUUCCCCUCCUCUUGUCUUCCAAUGUCCCAUUGUUUUUUUCCCCUCUGUAUCUCUUGUCUUCACGUCUUCACUGUGUCAUUCUUCCCCUCUGUAUCUCUUGUCUUCCAAUGUCGUGUGAUUCUUCCCCUCUGUAUGUCUCAUCUUCACUGUCGUAUUGAUUCUUCCCCUCUGAUUCUUCCCUCUAUCUCUUGUCUUCCAAUGUCCCGUGUGAUUCUUCCCUCUGUAUAUCUUUUGUCUUCACGUCCAGUGAUUCUUCCCUCCCCCUAUUCUUCCCCUUGUCUUGUCUUCACUGUCCCGUGUGAUUCUUUCCCUCUGUAUCUCUGUAUCUCGUGUGAUUCUUCUCCUGUCUUCUGUCCCGGAUUCUUCCCUGUAUGUCUUGUCUUUAAUGUCCUGUGUGAUUCUUCCCUCUGUAUCUUUGUCUUCAAUGUCCCGUGUGAUUCUUCCCCUGUAUCUCUUGUCUUCAAUGUCCUGUGUGAUUCUUCCUCUGUAUCUCUUGUCUUCAAUGUCCCGUGUGAUUCUUCCUUCAUUAUCUCCCCUCUCUGUAUCUCUUGUCUUCAAAGUUUCUUCUGUAUCUCUUGUCUUCAAUGUCCUGUGUGA
Acanthosepion pharaonis is the source of this 870-nucleotide messenger RNA. The record is from the annotation of a GenBank genome assembly. Lineage: Eukaryota; Metazoa; Mollusca; Cephalopoda; Sepiida; Sepiidae.